This is a messenger RNA of Kluyveromyces marxianus DMKU3-1042, 2187 nucleotides long. RefSeq names its product Ypp1p (gene YPP1). Lineage: Eukaryota; Fungi; Ascomycota; Saccharomycetes; Saccharomycetales; Saccharomycetaceae. The transcript has a single exon. The record is from RefSeq and is a predicted model, not a curated record. Gene Ontology annotation, molecular function: protein binding. Bases 1 to 2187 code for a protein of 728 amino acids.
AUGACGAAGGGUGUCAAAAUUAAUAGUAAGAUUGGUAACGAUACUUCAAUCGAACAUGCAUUGGAAUCGAGGCUUAUCGGUUCUAACGUAUUUCAAUCGUCAGAUCCUUUACUCGAUCAAUUGCUUUCUAUUCACCACAGAGCACACUAUCAUGUCCAUGUAUCAGAGAAAACGAAAAAUAGUGCGUUGAAAAGUUUAUUGGUGGAGUUGAGUAAGGUUGAGGCUAUCCCAAAAGGCUUGCAUAUGGAUAUCGCCGAUAACAUUCAGGGUGUCAUCUAUUCAGAAAUUGGUGAUAAGAAAACCGCAUCGUCGUAUGUCUCCAAAGAGCUUGUGGGAACGGAAUCUCAAUAUAAGAGAUUCUACAAAAUGUUGGAGCUAGAAAGAAUGUUUUAUAACGGCAACAUCCACGUAGACAAAUUUAGCCCCAAAGAUAUGAGUAUCCCACAUCUAACUGACGGAUUAACAUGGUAUUAUUUGUUAGCCAUAGUUAAAGAGCUGGAUCUCUCUCAUCUCAAGGCAACUUCUCCAUUCCAUUGGCUCCUUCUUACUGUGAGUGGUCACGCAUCAGAUACCGACUUGUUCUCAUAUGGACAAUCUUUAUUGAAAUCUUGUGAUUUCCCCAGUGCCGAUAAGUCUAACAACCCAGAAUUAGAACAGUUCCACAUAGUAUUGCAGCAGUACUUUUUACAAAAUUCAUCUAAUGCGAAGAAUGAAUGGGAACAGUUCAUCAUUGACAGCAUAGAGAAAACUUUCCAAAGUACCGCUGUAGCUAAAACAGCAAUGUUGUUUUAUCAGAAAAGGGACUUGAAAAGAAGUGUACUAAACUUCACAAAUCUUGUAAACUAUUCUAACAAGCACUACGAACUCAAUAAGAAAUAUCCGGACUUAAUAGACUUAGUAUCUUCGUACCAGGUAAUCUUAUCAACUUGCAAAAAGGAUUAUGAACCAUUUUACAUACACUCCACUGUGGCUUCUGACUUCUUACACCUAUUACAACGUCUACAUGAGAAGUACAAAAUCCCGAUAGUCGAGAAGGAAAAAGUUAUCGAAGGGGCCUCCGAAACGCUAAAACUUUGCCUUGCGAUUCCCAUUGCAAAUGUAAUUUCUUAUUCAUGGGAGACCCUCUACGAAACCAACAAAAACAACCUUUCUACAUUAUUGAACAAUGAUCAACUCUAUUUCCUAACAAAUGCUCUUCAGACUUCCUUUAAUACCAGUGUGUCUCUAAAAUUCAAGUUCGCAUAUCAUCUUGCUAUGUUAAGACAAGUUGACCAAUGUAUUACCUACUUGAAGAAAAAUAUCCUUCCUUAUUACCCAGAGCAUUUUGCUAGUUGGCACCUUCUUGCAUUAUGCGAAUCUUGUAUCAACGAAGAUUUGCAAGUAAGUUUUAAAAUUAUUAAUUCAGUCAUCCAAUCUAUGUGCGAUUUAUACGAUGAAGGCAGGGAAUUUACUGUAGGAGAAAAAUGGCAGUUUAUUAAUAUCAAAAUAACUCAGAUACAACUUGUAAGGGAUAUGUUCGCUCUUCAAGAUGCAUUAGAAAUCCUUCCUGAAGUUUUUGAACUAUAUAAUCAGCUAUUCAGUGAUGAAAAGAGGUCACUAGGAGUGGAAUAUAAUCAGAGCAAUGAAUAUCUUCUACAGAUGAUCUGGCUAUUUGCUUUAGAGCUUUACCUUGAGAAUAACGAUACUGAAAACGUCAAUGCUGCCUUGAAAGAGUUUAAGAAUGUUACUACAAAAUUUGUAAAUUUGAAUCAAAAUAUUGCCCAUGGUUAUGUGUUGAUAACUAAUGGACAAUCAGAUAAAGCGUUACACGAGUUUGAAAAGGUUCUUCAUUUCGAUUCUACUUCUAUAGAAGCUCUUUUAGGACUUGCAAAAGUAGUGUUCCCUGAGGAAAACCUUGGCGUUGAUAUGGAACUGAAGCAAAACCCUGCUCUUUUGGAGAACCAAGGCCUAGAUAGUCCUUCAUCAACGUCGUUACAAACUUCAUCCGCAGUAGCAAGGUUAAAGUUCUUAUUUGAACAAUUAGUAGACAGAUCUAUCGAAGGAUAUCAAACUCCCGCUGUGUGGUGGUAUCUUUCUAAAGUUUAUGAAGUUUAUAACGACUCAGCUAGACAGCAAGAUGCGUUAUGGCAGUGUAUCAAGUUUGAAGAACUUUUACCAGUUAGGGACUUCAAAUAUUGCAACUUUUAG